Molecule: messenger RNA, 915 nt
Organism: Nematocida homosporus
Lineage: Eukaryota; Fungi; Microsporidia
Product: RING finger protein 121/175
Exons: 1
Coding region: 1-915 (304 amino acids)
Cellular component (GO): endoplasmic reticulum membrane; Golgi membrane
Molecular function (GO): metal ion binding; ubiquitin protein ligase activity
Source: RefSeq, a predicted model, not a curated record
AUGGCGCAUACAAAGAGUCUCGGCAAAGCAGCUCAACCAGAAGAAGCACCGAUUGUAAUAAGGAACGUACGCGGAGUUACUCGCCGUACUAAUGUCCAAGAGAUAGAUGAAGGUCUUUUGGUCCAAGAAUUGCUGGUGGUUGAGGUAGAUCGUGGGGAAGGGGCCAUGCUUAACAGCUUAGUGGCUUUGGCAAUCGUUUUUGUGGCCGUUCAUAUUGUUUCGUUCUUAUGGAAGAAGUACUACACCCGCUCUUUUCUUGUCUGUAGUACAGUUGUUCUUCUCUUUUUCCCUUUAGUAACAGCUGUUGUCUCGCGCUCCUUUGUUUUCGUUGGCCUGUGGGCAGCACUGGCUUUGGUUCAUUUGGUGGGGUACAAAGAGAUAUGGCUAGGAAGACGGCCUAAGAUAAUUGGGACUAAUAUAUACCGGGUUUAUAGACACGCUUUCCGGCUAAGCAUUUUGCUUUCGUCUAUAGGAUAUGGACUGCUGGCUUAUGGGUUCUUCUUUGGGCCGAUGAACUAUGCGGGCCGUGGAGUUCUUCUACUUAUGUAUGUUCUUUACUUCACUUUAGUAUCUAGAAUUGGGCUGGAGUACGUUAGUUAUCGGGCCGCCGGAACUAUUUUACCAUCAAAGAGUGUUAAGAAGGCCGGAGUGUGUCCACUCUGUUCGGAAGCUCAAGGCAAGCUAAUUGCCCUAUCUUGCAAGGAGACUUUCCACGAAGAAUGCUUGAAGAAUUGGAAGAUUUUAGGGAAGAAAGAUACCUGUCCUUCCUGCAAAGAACGAGUUGAUUUAUCUGAGAUCAGUAUGAAUCCUAUUCAAAAGAACGAGUAUUUCUUCACUCAGUUCUUGGACUUCACUGGAAACCUUAUUCUGGCCUAUGCGGUCACUCAAGGUCUAGUCUUUUUCUUCCAUCUCUAA